GUUCCGGGAGACGCGUUGGCAAUUUCCUAAACACAGCUCGUACACUAGUAUCCUCCGAGGCCAGGGAGAGAGGUGUAUGUGUGUGUGUGUCUGUGUUAGAUGUGACGCCGGCUGGAAGGCGACCUGCUGAUUCAGAAAACAGUUGGAAACCGGUUUCAGAUGAGCAGUGUGCCCUGAAAUGGACACAGAGAUGAUUCCCAAAUUUUCGUCAAAGGAUGAAGAAGUUGACUACUGGAAGUCCCAAGCCCUGAAAUAUAAGAAAAGCUGCCAUGACGCCCAGGAGGAGCUGCAGGAGUUCCAGGAAGGGAGCCGAGAGCUGGAAGCUGAGUUGGAGGCACAGCUCGGCCAGGCUGAACACCGCCUACGAGACCUGCAAAGCGAGAAUGAGAGGCUGAAGAACGAGAUGUCCAACCUCAAGGAGAAGCUGGAGCAACAGUAUGCCCAGAGUUACAAACAGAUAUCUAUGCUUGAGGAUGACCUGGGCCAGACGCGCAGCAUCAAGGAGCAGCUCCACAAAUACGUCCGGGAGCUCGAGCAGGCCAACGAUGACCUGGAGAGAGCCAAAAGGGCAACAAUAGUGUCUCUUGAGGACUUCGAGGGCCGUUUGAACCAGGCCAUUGAGAGAAAUGCCUUCCUGGAGAGCGAGCUAGAUGAAAAGGAAUCUCUUCUUGUAUCUGUGCAGCGGCUGAAAGAUGAAGCACGAGACCUCAGACAAGAGCUGGCAGUACGGGAGAGAACUACAGACAGGAUGUCAGCACCCAGUUCACCCACCUUAGACAUUGAUAAGAUGGAUUCAGCAGUGCAGGCAUCUUUAUCUCUCCCAGCCACACCUGUAGGGAAGAGCAUAGAGCACCCGUUCAUCAGCCCAAAAGCAUUAACCAACGGCUGUGGCAACUCAUCCCUCACUCCUUCUGCUAGAAUCUCAGCUCUCAACAUUGUUGGUGAUCUUCUCAGAAAAGUCGGGGCUUUGGAGUCCAAACUCGCCGCCUGUAGGAACUUUGCCAAAGACCAAGCAGCAAGAAAAAACUACACCACUGACAAUGGCACACUCAUCAACAGCAACGCCACCAAGUUCUCUCACACUCUGCAUACCACGUACUUUGACAAAACGACUGUUAAUGGAUUGGACCCCAGCUCCUUGACCUCCAUGGCAUCAUCCAGAGCCGUGUCUCCACCAGGCAUGCUGCCUCUGAGUGUGUGAGGCGCCCCCACGUCAUACACACCUCUACUAAAACAACUAUCCACCCAACACAAAGUGGGAACACAGAGGACACUUGAAAGACCAUUACAUUGUGUGUGUGUGUGUGUGUGUGUGUGUGUGUGUGUGUGUGUUUGUGUGAAAGAGAGAGAGAGAGAGUGAGAGGACGUUUGAAAGGAACAUAUGCGUGUGUUUGCCUGGGAGUGUGCAUUUUUGAACUUGAUGUGUGCAAGAGAGGCUCGACUAUACGAUUAUUAUGCCUCCAGAUUGCAGCUCUAAAUGCAUUUGUGAGUAGGUGCACAGUCAUCUGUGCAUAUGCUCCUACCACAUACUUGCAUGUGCCUAAAGCUGUGCUGUAUCGUGCUUGUAUGAGUGUCAUCGCAAACGUGUUGCUCUUCUAGAAGUCGACUUUUGAAGUGGCAAAGUUAUACAAGUCCCACUGUUCAUCUGAGAGCUACUAUCCCUGACAAAAGGUCUUUAACAGACCUCAGCUUCCUCUGAACCUUCUUUUUCUUCUGUACUUUCACUUUAAUUGCACAGUUUAACUAAUUUCAAUUCAGAAUGUAUUACAUUUAAAAAGGGAUAUGUUCAUAUUAACUAAUUUAUCUCACAGUAUGCUUUAAAAUGCAACAUUUCCUGUUUGCUAUUUUUUCGCAUGUGUGCAUACGUAAUGUGGGGUUGGAGAGGUAUGGCUGGACCCCAUAUUUACAAGAAUGACUGAAGUGAAUGUUGAUCGUUCAAAGCCAUGUAGCCAUAGCGCAGCCGUUCCUCUUGUUACUGGCUACUAGCUGUAAUUCAUUUGGAAGUAGUCUCCAUGUUAAAGCUUGGAUAUAUCAGCUGGUUCUGUCCUCUGGGGUUAAACCUGCACUUAAACAAAUAGCUCCUCACAGGUGUCGAGUGUUUGGAUAUCCAUGGACUUUUCGAGGGAACAGUUUUGCCUUUUUUAAAUGUUAAAUGUUGUUUUUUUUUUUUAAAGUCUUGUGACAGGCUCAUUUACCUCAUUCUGAUAUGUUGGCAUUUAUUCACAGUUGAUUCAUAAUAUGAGAGAGAGAGUGAAUCUGGGUCUACAAAACUCUAACCAACACAAAAGGAUGAACACAGGAGAACAAAACAGUAAAAGCUGAAAUAAGGAUCCAUUUUGAGACUGUCUGUAACUGGUAACUUUGGCUGGUGUAUGUAAAUUUAUGGUCUGCUGAGGCCUUUGUGUCAAGCAGCACAUUUUGCUAAUUAUUGUUAUUGUGUGACUCUUGGAUUUUUAGCUGGUUUGGUAUUGGCUCUGCAUCCAUUUUACAUCCCAAAAUUGUGUCUGAAUCCAUUUUGCCCACGUAUCGCUCCCUGUCACAGAUCUUUGCUCAUUCUUCAGUGUCUCUUAUUUGACAUACAGGAGCAUAAUUUGAUGCAUUUAGUAUUCAUUGUUAUUUAAUUAUAUAAGAUGUUAUUUUGGGCACUAUGAGAGCCUGUUACUAAAAUGUGUUCGACAGUCAGUGUACAUAACUUGUAAGGAUGGUAAUUUUGCUUACCACAUUUGUACAUAUUGACAUUUGGCAUUAUAAGGUCCUAUUUAUUUCAGAAUCCGUAUGGCAUGUGUUCAAAUAAUGAGUUUUGCUAUCAUACAGUGGUUAAAGCCAUUGUAUUAUGAUACCAAAUUGUUUGUCAAAAUUGUUUAAGUAAAUAAAGAUUGAGAUGACAAAUA
Molecule: messenger RNA, 2891 nt
Organism: Thunnus maccoyii (southern bluefin tuna)
Lineage: Eukaryota; Metazoa; Chordata; Actinopteri; Scombriformes; Scombridae
Gene: ndel1b
Product: nudE neurodevelopment protein 1-like 1b
Exons: 9
Coding region: 179-1201 (340 amino acids)
Biological process (GO): vesicle transport along microtubule; chromosome segregation; centrosome localization
Cellular component (GO): centrosome; kinetochore; kinesin complex
Molecular function (GO): microtubule binding
Source: RefSeq, a predicted model, not a curated record